UUUUUUUUUUUUUUUUUUUUUUGUGGAGGGAGGGAAUUUUGUUGCAGUUUGAUGGUGGAAAAAUGCAAAAGCCACAGCCAGGUGCAUAAUCUUGUGGAUAUCACUGGAGCAGACUGAGUACCAGUUAAAGUACUUUUUUGGGGGGACACACAUGUGAGAUACUAAGUCCUUGCGGAAGAUUUUUGUUUCUCUUUUUAAAGUCACUUUUCCUUGGAAUAUUGUGAGCAUAUUUGUGGCCAUUUAAGGUUUGUGUGAUUUUGCUAAAAUGCAUCACCAACAGCGAAUGGCUGCCUUAGGGACGGACAAAGAGCUGAGUGAUUUACUGGAUUUCAGUGCGAUGUUUUCACCUCCUGUGAGCAGUGGGAAAAAUGGACCAACUUCUUUGGCGAGUGGACAUUUUACUGGCUCAAAUGUAGAAGACAGAAGUAGCUCAGGGUCCUGGGGGAAUGGAGGACAUCCAAGCCCGUCCAGGAACUAUGGAGAUGGGACUCCCUAUGACCACAUGACCAGCAGGGACCUUGGGUCACAUGACAAUCUCUCUCCACCUUUUGUCAAUUCCAGAAUACAAAGUAAAACAGAAAGGGGCUCAUAUUCAUCUUAUGGGAGAGAAUCAAACUUACAGGGUUGCCACCAGCAGAGUCUCCUUGGAGGUGACAUGGAUAUGGGCAAUCCAGGAACCCUUUCGCCCACCAAACCUGGUUCCCAGUAUUAUCAGUAUUCUAGCAAUAACCCCCGAAGGAGGCCUCUUCACAGUAGUGCCAUGGAGGUACAGACAAAGAAAGUUCGAAAAGUUCCUCCAGGUUUGCCAUCUUCAGUUUAUGCUCCAUCAGCAAGCACUGCCGACUACAAUAGGGACUCGCCAGGCUACCCUUCCUCAAAACCAGCAGCCAGCACUUUCCCUAGCUCCUUCUUCAUGCAAGAUGGCCAUCACAGCAGUGACCCUUGGAGCUCCUCCAGUGGGAUGAAUCAGCCUGGCUACGGAGGGAUGCUGGGCAAUUCUUCUCAUAUUCCACAGUCUAGCAGCUACUGUAGCCUGCAUCCACACGAACGUUUGAGCUACCCAUCACACUCCUCAGCAGACAUCAAUUCCAGUCUUCCUCCAAUGUCCACUUUCCAUCGUAGUGGUACCAACCAUUACAGCACCUCUUCCUGUACGCCUCCUGCCAACGGGACAGACAGUAUAAUGGCAAACAGAGGAAGUGGAGCAGCAGGCAGCUCCCAGACUGGAGAUGCUCUGGGGAAAGCACUUGCUUCGAUCUAUUCUCCAGAUCACACUAACAACAGCUUCUCAUCAAACCCUUCAACUCCUGUUGGCUCUCCGCCUUCUCUCUCAGCAGGCACAGCUGUUUGGUCCAGAAAUGGAGGGCAGGCCUCAUCAUCUCCUAACUAUGAAGGACCCUUGCACUCCUUGCAAAGCCGGAUUGAAGAUCGUUUAGAAAGACUGGAUGAUGCUAUUCAUGUUCUCCGAAAUCAUGCAGUGGGCCCCUCCACCGCUAUGCCUGGCAGCCACGGGGACAUGCAUGGGAUCAUUGGACCUUCUCAUAACGGAGCAAUGGGCGGUCUGGGCUCAGGGUAUGGAACCGGUCUUCUUUCAGCCAACAGACAUUCACUCAUGGUCGGGGCCCAUCGUGAAGACGGAGUGGCCCUGAGAGGCAGCCAUUCUCUUGUGCCAAACCAGGUUCCAGUCCCACAGCUUCCUGUCCAGUCGGCCACCUCCCCUGAUUUGAACCCGCCCCAGGACCCGUACAGAGGUAGGUGCACUGGGGCACUUCUGUCCUCACACAGCGGCAGAGCUAGCACUGAUCCCCAGCUUACUUGGCAUUCGUCCCUCAGGAAGCACUGGCAGAAAACCAAGAAUCAAAUUUGGCCCAAAAAUGGCAUGCCCCCCGGCCUGCAGGGCCAGAGUGUCUCCUCCGGCAGCUCUGAGAUCAAAUCCGAUGACGAGGGCGACGAGAACCUGCAGGACACGAAAUCUUCCGAGGACAAGAAAUUAGAUGACGACAAGAAGGAUAUCAAAUCAAUUACUAGGUCAAGAUCUAGCAAUAAUGACGACGAGGACCUGACCCCGGAGCAGAAGGCGGAGCGGGAGAAGGAGCGGAGGAUGGCCAACAACGCCCGCGAGCGCCUGCGCGUCCGCGACAUCAAUGAGGCUUUCAAGGAGCUGGGCCGCAUGGUGCAGCUCCACCUCAAGAGUGACAAGCCGCAGACCAAGCUCCUGAUCCUGCACCAGGCCGUGGCCGUCAUCCUCAGCCUGGAGCAGCAGGUCCGAGAGAGGAAUCUGAAUCCGAAAGCUGCGUGUCUGAAAAGAAGGGAGGAAGAAAAGGUAUCCUCGGAGCCUCCCCCGCUGUCCUUGGCGGGCCCUCACCCUGGAAUGGGAGACGCUUCGAACCACAUGGGACAGAUGUGAAAGGGUCCAAGCUGCCACAUUGCUUCAUUAACACAAGAGACCACUUCCUUAACAGCUGUAUUAUCUUAAACCCACAUAAACACUUCUCCCUAACCCCUUUUUUGUAAUAUAAGACAAGUCUGAGUAGUUAUGAAUCGCAGACGCAAGAGGUUUCAGCAUUCCCAAUUAUCAAAAAACCGAAAAACAAACAAAAAAACAAAAAAAAGAAAGAAAGAAAGAAAAAAGUGCAACUUGAGGGAUGACUCUCUCUAACAUAUCAUUCAGAAUGUGCAAAGCGGUGUGAGCAGGCUGAGAUCAGCCCAGAGACUGAAUGGCAAUCCUUCCACACUGUGGAACAAUGCAUUUGUGCCUAAACUUCUUUUGGAAAAAAAAAAAAUAUAAUUAAUUUGUAAGUCUGAAAAAAAAAAAUAUUUAAUUUAAAAAAUUGUAAACUUGCAAUAAUGAAAAAGUGUACUUCUGAAGAAAACUACAUGAACGUUUUUGUUGGUAUUCGAGUCAGCUCGUGUUUCUAAUUCCUGGGUAGCGAAUGGGGGCAGCGCGGCUGCCCCCGUAACAAAACCAGCAAACGUCCUGAGACAGCGAAGUGAUGACAUUAGCCAUUCCUAGGGUAGGAGGAACAGAUGGAUCUUAUAGACCUAUGACAAAUAUAUAUAUAAAUAUAUAUAUAAAUAUAUAUUAAAAAUUUAGUGACUAUGGUAAGCUUUUGUUCAUUUGUUUCAGACUUUUUUCCUCCUGUAAAAAAAUAGUACUGAUUAACUUUUUUAAAAGAAAGAUUUUACUGUAAAUACGGAUUUUUUUUUUUUUUUUUUUUUUUUUUUUUGGAUUUUUUUUUUUUUUUUUUUUUUUGGUCUUAUUUCUGUCCCUUCCCGGUUUGUUAUCGUAAACCUGUAGUGCCAACUCUGCUUCCGGAGGGGUAGUGCAGGGUGAAACGCUGACCCUGAUGUUGCUUUUCAUUCACAAAAUAAGUAGAGCGUUGUUUCUCCAGUCUUUUGGGAACACAGGACUUAAAAGUCACAUCACGUGUAGAUACUACAAGCAGCAUUACUGAGACAUGGCAAGAGGAGUUUGUCUGAAUGGUAAUGCUGCGUGUGUGACCCUCUUCCGGGGUUUUCAGAGGUACAAGGUUAGAAUGCUACAAUGUUACCACUGUGCCUUCCAAUGUUUAUAUCAUCGGAAACAUAACAUAAUCAAAGUGGCUGUGAUUUAACAAAAAUGAUUAAAGUGUUACCUACAUGUGUAGCCGAAGUAGUGUGCAGUGAGGCGUUUCUGAAUACAUGGUCAGAUUUUUGGAAAAAAACAAAAACAAAAAAACAAAGUUUCAAAAACCAUCAAAUGAGAAAAUUGCAAGUAGUGUGACAGAGCUGAUUGAUUUUUGUUGCUUUCUUGAUUUUUUUUUUAAUUUCAAAAUGGGUUUACUAAGAUGUAGAUGAUAGAACUGCCUCCUCCAUCUGAAGGGAAAAAAAUGCCAAUAUUCAAUCAUCAUGCAGCAUUAUAACAAGCCUUAUAAGUCCUAAAGCAUUAAGUUGCACUUUCUUGAGGAGGGGUAGUGCAGUAUUUCUCUGGCCAGUAUGAAUGAAGUUUAUACCUAACAUAUUUGAUAGAAACAUAGAUCAAACUAUGGCACAGCAACUCAUCAGAUAGCUAGCUUUGACGUCUGGGCACAAUUGAACCAACUUCCAACGUGAAUCUUUAUAACGAUUGAGUUUGGUGUAAUAGUGCAGUAAACAAAUAGUGCUCCUAGUUAAGUAUUUGUCAGCAUCCUUUUGUCUCUAACUCGUUUCUAUUUUUACAGCCACACAAUCUUGGCAUGUAUUAAGAAAAAAAAAAAAUCCCUGUUCAAGUAGUUUUUUCCACCUAUCAGCACUGAGUAAAUGCCAUAAAUCCAUCAAAAUGGUCUAAAUGUUCCAUCUGUUCUCCUGUUUUGCCAGUUAUAUAGUAAUGAAAUACAUUUGUAAAUUUUAUGCAACAAACGACAAACGUAUCAUUAUUUUGAAAUUGUGUAUGUAAAAGUUAUAUUUUUACAUGUAGACUCUUGUUAUGUGUUUUAAUACAUUGUAUUGGUUUUUGUUUUCUGUUUUUGUUUUUUUAACUGUGUGGUUUAAAAGCGUCUCAUUUAAAUGAAACAAUGAGCUACAAGAAUCUGAAUUUUAUGUUCAUUUCUGAAAAUGUAAGAACAAAUAAGGUAGUUACCACGUGGUCAUCUUUUACAAACCCAUAAACAUUUUGAUUAGCUGGGUGUGUGUGUGUGUGUGAGUGUGUGUGAGUGUGUGUUGAAAACUGUAAAUAUGUUCAGUAGCGAUAAAACGAAAAUACUUUGAUUUUGUUGAUAAGUUCCUAAAAUGUGGAGGUGGAUUAAAACCUUAGGAGAAUAGCAGAGAUCAAAGUUCAUGAAAAGUUAUGUGGAGGCUUUCCUGCGAAAUGUAUGAACAAAGGGACUGCAAGAGGGCACGGAAGACAGUGCUGUGUCCGCUCCCCUCCUCUGAAAUAAUGGAAACCAUGUGUCUGUGUCCCCUCGGUAUGUAAAGAUUUCCUUUAGUGGUACAUUCUAUCACUUUGUAUAGUCUACCAAGGCGGGUAUCCCUAGGAACAAUGUAUAGGAAGCAGGUCUACUUGGAUCACAUUCAGGAUAUGUGUACAGAAGAAAAUACGGUGUUUACUCUUUCGGGAACUGGAAGCACUCCCGGUGUUGAUGUACAUUUUAAGAAUGGCACUGUUGAUAACACGUUGUCAUAGAGGUGCUUCAUAGAGCUGAUUUUUAAAGGCUUUCACACCUGUAAACAGAGCAAAAAAAAAAAAAACUAAAGUGUAGUUAUUUGAUUAUUUUUUAAAUGGGUGCUUUAUAUUUUGUUCUCACUCCCAACAGAGGAAAAAAAGCUGCAAUUUUAUCGUUCACCAGCUUUGAGGUAUUCAUUACUCAGUAAUGCAAUACCUCGCUUGUCAAAUUCCCUUUGGAAAGAAGUGAAAAACUUCCUCAUGGCCACCAAAAGCUGCUCCGCGCUUGUUGCUUGGUGGAGAAACAUCGGCACCUAUCCAUGUAAUUGGGUUGCGUCCCUAUUAGAAAAAAAAGAAAGAAAAUGAUGAAAGGGAAUGUGGCCUUCUUCUUAGUGUGUUCUUUUUUUUUUCUCUCGUUGUUUUGUAAAUGAUCAAACCCAGGUAAGAUAUUGGUAUCCUGUGCCGGAUUUUUCUAGUGAAAUUUAGCAGAAGACAGAAUUAAAGAACUACCCAGAAAUGCCAUAAGGGUCCAUAGGAUAUAUGUGAUGACACCUGGGCUGGGGAUCUGUUCAAGAGACUCGGACAUUAAAGCAACUUGGAACCGUUGAUCCACCUCCACAUUCAAGUAAUUUAUGAAUAUGCAGAAUAGGGAUCUGUGCAUCUAGAAAGUUUACCAUUUGUCUUCUGUGUAACUGCAAGGAACACUAAUGUUUAUACAACUUGUCAGUCCACCCAGUGACGCAGCUGGUUCUGACUCAGUCUUCCAAUUCCUUUGUUUUGGGGGUUUUUUUCGCUUUUUUCCUAUUUCUUGGUGUGUUUUUUUUUUUUAAUUUUUGUUUUUACGUGUGAUCUUUAUUUUGAUGAGGGGUUCGGGGUUGGGGAGGGAGUUGUACCAAGACUUGGGGUUAAGAGGAUUUUCGUCUUGGAUCCAACAGGCAGAAUAUGAUCUGUGUCCAAAAGUGAACUUGAGUCAGGAAUGAAACGUUUUUUUCAGCAUAAAUAAGCACAAAAUUUUUGUCUGCUGGCUGACUGGAAACAAAAAAAAAACAAAAAACAAAAACAAAAAAAUGUCAAGAUGGAAUAUGAUGAAUUCCAACAUGAUGGGGCACCAAGGCCGCGAGGCCUCACUUUUUAUUUUGCUUUGGUUUUGUUUGUUUUUUCUUUAGAGACAUGCUCUUUCUCAUGGGACUUGAAGUGGACUCAUCUUCGUGCAGUGCUGGUUUUGCCAUCCUCAUUUCAAGUAUUAUAGACAUAUGUAACGGUGAAAUAUAUAUGAACUGUGGCCUUUUUCAUUCUUGUUACUUGUGAUGCAAUUAAGUGAAGAUAAGAAAAAAAAAAAAAAGCAGAGAUUUACCAUGUAUCAGUGCCUGGCUUUUUGUUAUAAAGCUUUGUUUGUCUAGUGCUCUUUUUGCUAUAAAAUAGACUGUAGUACACCCUAGUAAGAAAAAAAAAACUAAAUUUAAAAAUAAAAAAUAUAUUUGGCUUAUUUUUCGUAGGAGCAAUCCUUUUAUACCAUGAAUAUUACAAAAAAAAUUGUCAGAUUCUGAAUAUUUCUUCUUUGUAGAUUUUUGGAAUCAUUAUGAGUAAAGUUUGUUACUUUAUUUUACUAUUUAAGAGAUGUUAUUUUACCAUGUGUUACUGAGAUGAAACUGUAUGGUAGCUUUUUUGUUUGUUUUUUGUUUUGGUUUCGUUUAUUUUAUUUUUAUUUUUUUUAGUUGUAGGUCGCAGCGGGGAAAUUUUUUGCGACUGUACACAUAGCUGCAGCAUUAAAAACUUAAAAAAAUUGUUAAAAAAAGAAAAAAAGGGAAAACACUUCAAAAAAAAAAGAUAAACAGUUACACCUUGUUUUCAAUGUGUGGCUGAGUGCCUCGAUUUUUUCAUGUUUUUGGUGUAUUUCUGAUUUGUAGACGUGUCCAAACAGGUUGUGUGCUGGAGUUUCUUCAAGACAAAAGCAAGCCCAGCCUGGUCCAGGCCAUUACCUGUCCCAUCUGUAGUUAUCGAUGAAGUCAUGUACAUGACCGUUCUGUAGCAAUAAAUGUGCCAUUUUUAUAAA
Molecule: messenger RNA, 7172 nt
Organism: Pipistrellus kuhlii (Kuhl's pipistrelle)
Lineage: Eukaryota; Metazoa; Chordata; Mammalia; Chiroptera; Vespertilionidae
Gene: TCF4
Product: transcription factor 4
Exons: 20
Coding region: 266-2407 (713 amino acids)
Biological process (GO): regulation of transcription by RNA polymerase II
Cellular component (GO): transcription regulator complex
Molecular function (GO): DNA-binding transcription factor activity, RNA polymerase II-specific; protein dimerization activity; RNA polymerase II cis-regulatory region sequence-specific DNA binding
Source: RefSeq, a predicted model, not a curated record